AUGCCCGGAGCACAGCCUACCAAUGGCACUCCUCCCAACCUGGAAAAGCAGAGGGGCACCCCUCCCAGCCUCGGGAAGCAGAGUGGCACCUCUCCCAGCCUGGGGAAGCAGAGUGGCACCCCUUCCAGCUUGAGGGAAGCAAUCAAUGGCACCCCUCCCAGCCUGGGGAAGCAGCGUGGCACCCCUCCCAGCCUGGGGGAAGCAGACAGUGGCACCCCUUCCAGCUUGAAGGAAGCAAUCAAUGGCACCUCUCCCGGCCUGAGGGAAGCAGCCAGUGGCAUUCCUCUCAGCCUGGAGGAAGCAUCCAGUGCCACCCCUCUCAGCCUGAGGGAAGCAGCCAGUGCCACCCCUCUCAGCCUGAGGGAAGCGGAGUGGCACCCCUCCCAGCCUGGGGGAAGCAGACAGUGGCACCCCUUCCAGCUUGAAGGAAGCAAUCAAUGGCACCUCUCCCGGCCUGAGGGAAGCAGCCAGUGCCACCCCUCUCAGCCUGAGGGAAGCAGAGCGGCACCCCUCCCAUUCAAAAUCGCUGCUAGUUCUUUUCAGUCCUAUUCUCUACAACGUUUCUAA
Messenger RNA from Homarus americanus (American lobster), 567 nucleotides. Its product is annotated as basic salivary proline-rich protein 3-like. The transcript has a single exon. The coding region runs from base 1 to 567 and encodes 188 amino acids. The record is from RefSeq and is a predicted model, not a curated record. Lineage: Eukaryota; Metazoa; Arthropoda; Malacostraca; Decapoda; Nephropidae.